AUGUACUUGCCAGUCAAGAUCCUGUUGUGGACCUUGCCACUACUCAAUCGUUUCCGCGCAGCAGCAAAGCCAGUAGGUUGGGACCAGCAACUCGACACAAAUCAUCAUUAUGACGGCUUUGAUAGCUCUCUGCAUGGAUUUGAUUGGCAGGAGCACCAAUCUGUUCAAGCAUGGAGCCCGAACCCGUUCGACCAAGCAGAAACGUGGCCAGUCGUCCAGUCAGUCCAGCAGCACGAUGCUAGGGCCCAGCAAGGACAGCGUGCUGAAUAUUCGGCUCUGGACGCUUCCCAUGAGUUACCUCCGAGGCAGAUAUCUUGGCUAAGCCGUAAGGAGCAGAGCACUGAUUCGGAAAAUUCGGUUGCUAGACAUGGUGGCUAUGCAGAUGGCGAUGAACCUCGUCAGAAGCAUGCCGAGAUGGACCAUCUGGAAGCCUCGCCCGUCGUCGCUUCGGCAAGCUCUGGAACCGAGGAGAGAGCAAUUCGGCCAUCAACGGAGAAAACUUGGUCAUUCAAAAGGCUGCAACGAUUGGAACACCUCAUCAACUCGAGAAAGCUCAAGCCAGCCCCGCGUCAACUCCAAUUUAUAUUUGCGGCUCCGGGAGGAUCAACUGAAAGUCAGGUGCGCGUUAUUGAGCAAGCGAAACGUGCAGCGAUGAGGGAAUGGGAAGACUCUAUGAAGACCGUACUCGGCAAUCCAUUUUUGGAAUUCAGAAGUGCAGAAUUGAUGGAUCCGUCAAAACCACUUCUGAUCGUCGCCCAAAAUGCCUGGGACGUCCGAGACCGCCAUCCAUUGUCCUCCUCGGGCGCAUUUGCAAACUUGCCCACCUACUCCAGGGAAGGACGCCAUACGCAUUUCAUGUACCGGCUGACCAACGUGGUGAGUGUGCAACUUCAGAAGCUGGGAUGGAAGUCGACGCGCAAUCGAAUCCUUGUCUACUUGAACAGUCGAUUCAACAUGGACUAUCUGAACAACGAGUACUUUCUCGGAAAACUUCGAUUUCUACCUAUCGACACGCACAAGCUCACUCGUGGCUUGCUGGACAAGGUCUUCUCGGAGCGCAAAAGAGUGAUGCUCUUACCGCCUCGUUCCGAGCAUGGUCUGAGCUUGGUGCUUGCACGCCAUAACGACGAUGCCUCGUGGCUGCAUGAGCUUCAACAGGUGACGGGCCCUCUGCAGGAUGCCAGGCAGCUUGUCUCGCUUUGGUCUCCCAUAUUGCGCGACAAGUAUCGAACCACGCUGGUGCUGUAUGGCGUGGCGCAGUUGGACGCUCGAUAUGAACAUGUGGUUUUGCAACACCUUAAUGACAUCGUUCCAUCCUGGACCGGUGGCGCUUGGGAUAUAUUGUACUACCUUGAAAAACACGAGCCGCAUGCAUUCUUGACAGCCUGA
This is a messenger RNA of Mycosarcoma maydis (corn smut), 1389 nucleotides long. RefSeq names its product effector family protein Eff1-5. Bases 1 to 1389 code for a protein of 462 amino acids. The record is from RefSeq and is a predicted model, not a curated record. The transcript has a single exon. NCBI's taxonomy places the organism in Eukaryota, Fungi, Basidiomycota, Ustilaginomycetes, Ustilaginales.